Molecule: messenger RNA, 3141 nt
Organism: Porites lobata
Lineage: Eukaryota; Metazoa; Cnidaria; Anthozoa; Scleractinia; Poritidae
Source: the annotation of a GenBank genome assembly
AUGAAUGUCAAAUUUCACAAGAAUUGUGAAAAAACAGGUAAAAUUCUCAAAAAAUUUCAUGUUUAAGAUGUAAUUUUGUGAAAUUUGACAUUCAUUUUCUUGGGCUCCCGUAAGAAAUUUUCUUAAUGGUGUUGUUACAGGUGACUGAUUACAUCUCUAACCCUUGAAAAAUGUAAAAAAGAAUGCAAUAUUCUUUAAAUUAUUCUGGUACAAGGUUUUUGUCCACUGAAAAUUAAAAUUACUCAUUUUCCUGAUGGAUUCCGUCUUAAUAUAAAUACUGUUUAUUUAUACAGUCACCUUGAGUGACACCGUAAACAAUUAUAUAAAUUUUAUAAGAAUUAGAACUAAACAUAUCAUUAAGUGUCAGGUCCUAGUUCUGAUAUGUCAGUUACCAAAAAACCACCUGAAAAGAUCUGCAGCAUAACUUAAUCAAGCCUUCACCCCCACUCUCCCCCUCCAAAAACAUGCUUAUAGAAGAUGUUUUUACAUGUACCAUAAAAUCUCUAAAUUGUCCAUCAUCCCAGUAACAAGCUUUGUAUCAGGAGUACUCCUCAUGGCUAAACUGAGAUGGGAGAGUCGGUAGUACAUAAUGAAUCUUAACCUCUUUUUACCAUUCAAUCUAGUUUAUAUUUCAUUUUGACCUCAGAAUGGCAGCCAGAUCUUAUGAAGCUGGUUUUAGAAAAUACUAUGGUGACAGACUGACCAACAUCUCAGAUGACACAUCAGAUGAAGAAAUUAGACAAGUUUAUGACCACUGGGCCAGAGAUUAUGACAAGGUGAUUAAAAUGUAUCAAAUCAUUAGUCCACAGACUAUACUGGAUCAACAAGGUUUCUUUCAUCUGCAUCCUCCCACCCCCAACUCCCUUUUAAGAGGUGGAGGAUAUAAUUUGAUGUUAUCAAUUUUUUUAAAAAUUAAAUGUAUCUUAACCUGUUUCUCACUGAAUCCUUGUAUUUAAAAUAAAAGAAGCUGUAGGUUUCUCAAUUCCUUAUUUGAUCUCCUCUUGUUACUAUCCCCCGUGUGAACAUGUGGACCUUGAUGCACUCCAUCAUUUUUGUCAGAAAACUUUACAUGUGCAUUAAUGUUAAGGUAGAGAUGGAGGGGACAAAUCCUGUUGUCCCAUUCAAAAUUUUCUGGGAGCGACAAGUUUCGUGUUGCAUUAGUUUGAUUUGUGUUAAUUAGAUGUUACAAUACAAGGUAUUUUUGUAAUUUCCAUAUUACUUUCAAUUACUGAUUUCAAUUUGAGAGUAAGGUAUAUAAGUUGGUCACAAAUUUAAGAUAAUUCCCCUUAAAAAGUGACUGAAGUAGACUUUUUAAGUGAUUAUAGGGGCUAGAAAUCUAAACCCAUGGACACUAUGCCCCUGCAUGCUUCUAAACAAGUUCCAUGCCCUGUCCUGGAGGCUUGAACUAUAAUAUGUUUCAUUCUUUUGAGAAGGGAGGGUGAUAACAGAUAAAGUCUCACCCUGAAAUAGCAGUAGCUGAUUCAGAUCUUCAACAUUCAGUAUGGGAGGGGGGGAGUUGCUUGCUCAUCCUCAUCCCAGGAUCAGAUUGAAGCCUAGCAUAAAAAAUAACUCUUUUUGACGCCUUCAGGCUUCAGUUUAGGUAAAAAAAAAAAAAAUGGUCGGGCCUUAUCCUUGGACCCCCUUCCCUAUAUCUGCCACUGCUGUAUAAUGUUGUUUUAGUAAAAUCCAGCUAGUGGUCUAUUAUCAAUGCUGCAUUCUGAUUGGUUGAGCUAUGACUAGGCUAUAUUUUAUAGCGCACUAGUAGCGAAAAGCUCCAGCUUUGAAAACCAAAACAAUGGCGGCUGAAUCGCUUUUGGUAGCUUAAGUUGUUUUGUCUCGAUAUUUUUGACCAACUAGUUGGAUUUUACUAAAACAAUAAUUCCUGUUGCCCUCAUUGCCUCUGAGUCAAUAACCCAUUUGGGCUUGAGGAAUAAUUGGGAAAUAUUCUUGACAUACACCAUUGGGAAUUAAGUCCUAUACAUGUAUUGAUAUGGGACUUAAUAAGCUGUAUUGAAUUAAGCACAAAAAUAAGUGGCCCAUCUGUUGUUUGUGUUUAUCUCUGUCCCUUAGGAUGUUGUUGAGGCAGCACGUGGUGUUUAUCACAAGCCACUUGCUGAAUGUCUGGAGGGAAUUCUCACAGAAAAUGUUCCCGAAAAAGCAAAAGGUGACCUCAAAAUCAUUGACGUGGGAGCUGGGACAGGAUUAAUAGGAAUAGAACUUCAAAAACUUGGUUACAGUAAUCUUCACGCGCUGGAUAUUUCACCUGAAAUGUUAAAAGAAGCAAAGAAACGGAACAUUUACAAGAGGUUUUUUUGUGUCGGAUUAAGUGACCAACAGAUUUCCGAAAUACAAACAGAUGGUCUUAUAUGUGCUGGUACCCUCCUCAUGGGGCAUAUCAGGGCAGCUGCUUUUGAAGAAAUGGUCAGGAUGGUGAAACAUGGUAUAAUAACUAAUCAUUGAUUGUUACUGUUGUUGCAGUCAGGGCCUCUAAUAGAGUGCAAAAAAUACUAGGAGAUUAAGUGGAAUUUUCUGGAGGUCACGUUACAUGGCAAAAAGGUCUAUUAUAUUAAAAAAAAAACGUUUCGCGACUCCAUCACAGCCUGGUUUCCCCGCGAAAUGACCUUUGAUGAACGAGUGCAGAAAUUCCAUACUGAUGACAACUGAUAACACGUCUCCAUAGCUACCCAGAUCUGGGUAGUACUUCUGAUUAAACCAAGUAAAUUUUCAACCAAUCACAAAUAGUACCCAUAUCUGGGUGGUGACAAGUCAUCAGUAUGGAAUUUCUGCAGUCGUUCCUCAAACGUUAUAUCACGCGGAGUAAUGGCGUCGUGAAAUGUCGAUUGCUUUGUCGGGCUAGAUGAAAUCAGAAACUCGCUGUUGUUGUUGCUUUGUUUGUUUUUGUUCUCAUCAUGCUCACGAAAUGAAGAUUUAUACAAAUAUUUCAUUUUAAUUAUUUCUGUAGGUGGUGUAAUCUGCUUCAACAUCCGGGAUAAUCAGCUGGUUGACUACCAAGCAAAAAUACAGGAACUUGAAAAAGCGGCAAGAUGGGAAAUGAUCACUAAGAACGUAGUGUCUUUUUUCGAAAGUGAGGAAAUGCCCAGAGAAACUUACGCUCUCUUGUUUAGAGUUUUAAGGAAAUAA